This is a messenger RNA of Ylistrum balloti, 1143 nucleotides long. RefSeq names its product glycoprotein 3-alpha-L-fucosyltransferase A-like. The coding region runs from base 1 to 1143 and encodes 380 amino acids. Gene Ontology annotation, cellular component: membrane. The transcript has 2 exons. Gene Ontology annotation, molecular function: alpha-(1->3)-fucosyltransferase activity. Lineage: Eukaryota; Metazoa; Mollusca; Bivalvia; Pectinida; Pectinidae. The record is from RefSeq and is a predicted model, not a curated record.
AUGAUCCCAAGAAAACACACAGUCAAGCUUCUUGGAGUGUUGAGUGUUGUUUACAUUUGGAUGUAUACCUGUAUCAAUGAUGAAACUUGCCAAACAAAAACUUGCGGAGAAAAUAUAAUUUAUUUUCAUCAUACAAAUUUUGUUAAUAAAAGUACGAAGAAACUUUUAAUAUGGACAAAAUAUUUUUUUAGGGAUUUGGCUGAAUCUGUUUCAACAACAAUCAAUAGAAGCAAACAUACAUGUACUGCAACGUCAGAUCGAAGUCAGCUUGGCAGCGCUGAUGCUGUUCUUUUCCACUUUAUUGACCUCUGGUUUUGGGAAACAGUACCUUCAUUUAGAAGGCCAGAUCAGGUCUGGGUAUUAUAUAACAUGGAAGCUCCACCCCAUCAUCACUUUACAGGACCGACAUGGUCACGUGUUUUCAACUGGACCAUGACAUACAGAGCUGAUGCUACUAUUCAAAGUCCGUAUGGAGAAUUUCUUCCUCUGUCACGCGAGGAAGAAGAGAUUGCUGCAGAAACGUACGAAAACAUGGAUUUUUCUCUCCAUAAAACCAAGAUGGCGGUCGCUGUGAUUAGUGAUUGUCAGGACGACGUUCAAAGAUAUCGAUAUUUGCGCGAGCUAGAAAAAUAUAUUGAUAUCGAUUUCUUUGGGCGAUGUGGUAACCUUACAUGUCAAAGAACCCCUACCGCUGAAUGUAAUUCUAAUAAAUAUAGAUUUCGUAUUGCAUUUGAAAAUGCUAAUUGUAGAGAUUAUAUCACGGAAAAGUUCUGGAAAAGCCUGAAGCAGGGAAGUGUUCCAAUUGUAAAUUGGACACCUGAACAAGCUGGCAACAUUCCUAAAUCUACUUACAUUAAUAUACACGAUUUUAAUGGCGCAGAAGAGUUAGGAAAAUAUCUUAUUAUGCUUAGUACUAACAAAAAACUAUACAAGCAGUAUUUUUCAUGGAGGACACAAUAUAAACUUGAUAUUGACGAAUUAUACGCCUUUAGAUAUUUGUGCGACGCCCUUCACAAACCAAUGAUAGCUCAAACAAUAAUUAAUCCAAAUAGAUGGUUAAGGACGGAUUCAUGUAGAACCUGGUCGAUAAAAGAAGUUAUACGACGACACUGGGAUAGGUUCCUGUUUGACUUGGGUUGGUAA